UACCUUUGCCGGCAGAGGCUUAGCUAAAUGAUUCAUUCGUUUUUGGUGGUGGUCGAAAUCGGCCGCAACACGUUCUCUGCUUCCUCGAACUCGUUGAAAUUUCGAUAGUCAGAAUAUUAGUCUGAUUACUCUGUUGUUAUAGCUAAAUUAUCGAAGGAGUGCGGGACGUUCCACGGCCGUAGAACACCAUCACGACGACUUUGAGAGAAAGAUGCCCAGUUUUCCUCAAUUAGGGCUCGGUAGCGAUCCAUCAGUCGAUUUGGGAUUUGGUCUCAACCUUAGUCGCUUGUGUGGGACGAAUUCGAACGGCAAUCAACAAGUCCAAUCUGUACAAUCUAGCAACGGAACAAAUAGUAGUGGCACUAUGGGUGAAGCCACCAACUUGGAAAUUAUGCAGCGAAUUAACGCCAUGUUGGAGAAUAGCCUAGACCUCAGCAACCUCACGGGAGAGGUUGCAUCCAAACGCAACUAUUCUGACUCCCUAUCGAUGUCGGAUUUAUUUUCUGGAUUUGCAUCCAACGGAAACAAUGGAAAUCAGAUUGUGCCCCAGCAAGACGACGUUUUGGCCAAUCUGUUGCAGCAACAUCAGCUGAACCAAGCUUUGAAGCAACACCAACUGGAGCAACAAAAUCAAAUGAAAUCUUUCAGCCCGUCAUCGCUGUUUCUUAACAAGAAUGAAGGCCAAUCAAUGAAUAAGUUAAUCCCAAAUUCCUCCAACAACAAUCAGCCAUCGCAACGAUCUAUGUCGUUAAGCCAACAUAGACAGUCGAUGGCUAGCUCGGGAUUGGGAGACUCACCUACGUCUUCGGCCUCAUCACCCGUUGCUAAUGGCCAACCACGUACGACUCGUUCACAAUCGACUGGUGGAUUUAGCAGCUCUAUGCAACCUGGAAUUCACUCAACGCCCACGUCAUGUUGCCGUCCUAUUCGUGGGACUUCUCUAUUUAGGGACUCGAGCAGCCCAACUUUGGAACAGGUUUUGUUGAUGGGUUGCCAACGUGGGCACGAUGGCCAAGGUACUUCGCCUGCCGAAUCGGAUCUUUCCAUGCUUAGUUCGUCAGGCAUUUCAAGUGUUGAAUCUUCACUUACUGAGUUAAUGCAAAGCCUCAACAUGUCCGGAAGUAGUAACUCGGGCGUAUCACCACCGAGUGUCAACCCGUUUUCCAACCAAGGAUUGCAGCAACAACUUAGCUAUCAGCAACAGCAGGCAUUGCAGAAUAGCAAACUACAGGCGGCUUUGCAACAGAACGGGUUGGCCCAACUUGGCAGCCUAACUGGAAAUGAUAUGAGCCCGCAAAGUUUGCAAACACUGCAAACAAAUCUCCAGAACCUUCAGGAACUGGCCAAUCUUCAAAAUCUUCAAGCCUGGCAAAAUCUCCGCAAUCUUCAAAGCCUUCAGGCUAUAGCCGGGAAUGCAAAUGGGCUGUCUUCUUUGCUGGGUGGAACUCCUGGCAGUGGGGUGGAUCGCAAUGCUUUAAAUGCAGUAGAGUCAGCCUUGCAGUCGUCUUGGUCACCCUCAAUGAGUGCUGCUGCUCUAGGUUUGGGUACGGGAUCGUUUAAUACCCCUGGUCAGACGGAUGGUAACAGUAACCUGGAACGGGCUGCUCGUAUGUACCGGAAUGCUGCAUCCCUUUGCGAGCCUACCUGUACUUGGAGUGGUCAUCUUCCACCCCGCACUUACAAGAACGCAACUUAUUCGUGCAAGGUGUUUUUGGGUGGCGUUCCAUGGGACAUCACUGAAGUAUCGCUCACCAACGCUUUCAAGCAAUUCGGUUCGAUCAAGGUGGAAUGGCCCGGCAAGGACAACGUGGCCAAUCCCCCGAAGGGCUACGUCUACAUCAUUUUUGACAACGAGAAGCAUGUCAAGUCUCUACUCCAAGCUUGCACGCACGACUACAGCAAUGGUGGUAGCUGGUACUACAAGAUCUCUUCUCGUCGCAUGCGUUCGAAGGAGGUGCAGGUUAUUCCCUGGAUGCUUAGCGACAGCAACUACGUCCGUUCGCCGACUCAGCGUUUGGACCCUCAAAAAACCGUUUUCGUCGGCGCAUUGCAUGGAAUGCUUAACGCUGAAGGAUUGGCGCACAUUAUGAACGACCUUUUUGGCGGUGUCCUGUAUGCUGGAAUUGACACGGACAAAUUCAAAUAUCCGAUCGGUUCAGGUCGUGUGACAUUCAACAACAAUCGCUCUUACAUGAAGGCCGUGGCUGCUGCGUUCAUCGAGAUCAAGACUCCCAAGUUCACCAAAAAGGUUCAAGUUGAUCCGUAUUUGGAGGACUCGCUUUGCGCCACUUGCGGCGUCCAGCAAGGCCCGUACUUCUGUCGCGAUCUUGCUUGUUUCAAGUAUUUCUGUCGCUCGUGCUGGCAAUGGCAACACAAUUCGGAUCUGGUGAAGCACCACCGCCCAUUGAUGCGUCAUUACAAAGGUGCUGGAAACGUCAACGGGUCAAAUGGAUCGCCAGUAAAUAACGCCUCUUCCCCUAUUGCUCAUCAAAACCAACAAACUCCUGAUCUUCCUCAACCGGACAGUAUCUAAGUAUUCCAUUUUUCUUUGCCUCUGACAGUAUUGGCAGACCAUCGAACAAUUUAAUCUCUUACUGAGAACUCAGCCUUGAUUUUUUUUAAGCAAGCCAUUCUUUGAUGAAUUUUCACGGAAGUUUAAAGCUUUUUUGUUAGCUCUUGAAGAUCUUAAUGAUUUAAGUAUUUUUCUUGAAUUAGUGUAUCUUUAAUGAAUUUUCUGCUCCAUUCUUAAUUGAAACGAUCUCGUCGAGGGGAUUUGUAUUUGCAGCCUUUUUUUUUUUUUUUUUUUCUUAAUAAUCUUAUGUGUAGGCGGCUAUAUUCAAAACCAUGAUUUCAAAUUAUUCAUAGUAUUAUCUCGAGUAUAUUUUUUUUUCUUAAAUGGAAACAUUUUCCUGAAACAAAUGGUAAAAUGUUCUCUGCAACCAGCCUUUACGUUUUUAAACGCUUAGAUUCUCAUGCCGCCUUUCACGAUAUUUUCCCGGCCGCCUAAUUUUUCUUAAUUUUUUUUCUUUUUUUUUUUUUGAAUCUUUAUAGUUCUUAAAAAAAAAUUAGUUGCUUGCAAACAAAGGGCACAUUUUACAGAUCGUGGCAUUCUCCGCUACAUCUUUUUCAGAUUCUCCCAUGGUAAUUUCUUAGUUAUUCUUCACAGAAUCAUCUACCUCGGGCUCAUUUAGUAUCUUAAAAAUAUUUGUAAAUUUUCUCCGAUAUUGAUCAGAUCUUUUUCUAUAUUUCUGGAUAUACAUUUUUCUGUUUUCUCUUCUAUUGAGUAUUGAU
Messenger RNA from Daphnia carinata, 3291 nucleotides. RefSeq names its product cytoplasmic polyadenylation element-binding protein-like (gene orb). Gene Ontology annotation, molecular function: translation factor activity, RNA binding; mRNA 3'-UTR binding; mRNA regulatory element binding translation repressor activity. The record is from RefSeq and is a predicted model, not a curated record. Gene Ontology annotation, cellular component: nucleus; neuron projection; cytoplasm. Gene Ontology annotation, biological process: negative regulation of cytoplasmic translation. Bases 212 to 2533 code for a protein of 773 amino acids. Lineage: Eukaryota; Metazoa; Arthropoda; Branchiopoda; Diplostraca; Daphniidae. The transcript has 8 exons.